Sinocyclocheilus rhinocerous is the source of this 1108-nucleotide messenger RNA. Its product is annotated as basal body-orientation factor 1-like. Lineage: Eukaryota; Metazoa; Chordata; Actinopteri; Cypriniformes; Cyprinidae. The record is from RefSeq and is a predicted model, not a curated record. The coding region runs from base 170 to 1108 and encodes 312 amino acids. The transcript has 8 exons.
CAGCUCGCGAACCAGCGAUAUAGAGCCGAGAAAGACACAAACGAUAUUAUUGCUUUUCUUGAAGAGAACAGACCUUGAAAAGACAGCAACGAUUGCUGCAUUAGAAGAGCAACUGAAAAGAGAAAAAGCAAAAGCUUUACAAGAGAAAGACCUUCUGGUGGCUGAAUACAUGGAGAAGAUUGAUGCUUUAGAAGAGAGGUUUAAGCAGAGGUCAAGUGACUUCCAGAGGAUGCAAGGUGAGCUCAAAACCAUUAAGCAUUUUCGCAAAAUAAAGGCCAAUCUGGAAGAAGACCUAAUCAGUAUGAGAGAAAAAAUUUAUAUCGCUUACCGUGGACACCAAGAGAGUCUGGCGAGAACAGAAUACAAGUUCUACACAGCACGGAUUCACUUUGAGAAGGAAGCGGAGCAAAAGAUCACUCAGCUUGCAGAGCAAGCGCAUCAUGAAGCUAUUGCGCAGCUUGGUACAGCAUCACAUUCUGUGUUCAAGGAGAAUGUACGGUUGAAUGAGGCACUGAAUUAUUAUGUGAAAGAGGCGGAAGAACUGAAGAGGACCAAUGUAGCCUUGACAGAGAAGAAUGCUUCUCUUGCUCUCUUAAAGGAGACGAAUGAACUGAUGAGAAAAGAAAGCGAUUCCCAGCUGAGAUCCCAACAAAAUGAGAUCUCUGAGCUGAGGGCUAAAUUGGUCACACUUGAGCAAGCUCUGGGCAUCAUGUCUGGGGAGUUUGAGCAGGAGAGAGAAGAGGUGGAGCGGCGUGCCAUGGUCAGCAUGCAGGCCAACAGCACAGACCUCGAAAGGUUGGAAUUGCUUCUAGCUGCCCGCGAAAAGGAGCUGGGCCAAGUGAAAUGGCUGGCUCAAAGCAUCAUCGAGCAGCGUAAAGAACUUGAGCUUUUCUUUCAUGAAACUCUUGACCAUGUGAGGAAGGAAAUAAGAACACAACAACAACUCUUCAGACAGGAGGCUCUGAAGGCAUAUUGCUGGAGAAUGAAUGAGGCUCGGGCUGGAAGGUUGGAGUAUCCUCGUAUAAGGACCUUCUCUAAUGCCCCGCACAGCACCAACGAUGUUCAGACUGACCUGGAAGAAGCUGACAAAUGGUGUGAGAGCUUUUAG